ACAUUCUGCUAGCGCUCUAAUCAGUCUUGACCUCCAUUUGUCAUGAAUGUGUCGGAAUUGUCGAUUAUAGGAUGUCGCGUCAGUAUAAUAUCUAAGGCUAAGAUAAGAUAUGAAGGGCACCUUCACUCCAUAGAUUUUGACACGCCCAAUGAACCUGUUAUUACUCUUUCAAAGGUUUGGUCUUUUGGCACUGAGGACCGCCCUUGUGAGCGACCAGUUGCUCCUCGGAAUGAAGAGUAUAAUCAGGUGGUGUUUCGUGGCCGGGAUCUAGACGAUGUACGUGUCGUGCAGUCUUCUGUAUUUUUAAAUGAAGACUCAGCAAUCGUUAGUGCAGCGCCUGGGUCUGCUUUGUCCCACCCCCCUGGACUACCAGUUAAUGAAAGUAGAGGUCGCUUGGAUCUUAAUCCUAGUCGUGUUUCUACUGGAUGCUCAGAAUUGUCUCCCAUACCAGCAUCUCAAUCUGUCUCACUUGAUAGCCUAAACCAGAAUAUUUACCCGAACAAUUCUUCAUACAAGGUCCCUGCAGUUUGUUGUCGGCCAGCUCCUAUAGGGACUGUUCAUGCUGAUAACCCCCAGGUUUCUGAUACUCGUAACCAAAGACCAUUUGGAGAUAAGCGUAGAGACAUAGACCCAGGGGUUUUUAGCACAUCUGGAAGAAAAGGUGCAAGCUCUAGGGAUGCUCAAGAGUCUGGAAUAGGUCCUUCUAGACAUCGUGCUGUCUUAGGAUCUGGUGUGCAUAACGACUACCCACAGCCAUGGGUUAACCGAGAUCAAGUGGUUAGAAAGGAUGACACUUACAAAAAUACACCUAAUUAUUAUCAGGGGCAUGAUUAUUCAAGAGAUAGACGCGGAGGAUAUAGUCAACAAUGGUCAAAAAACCAUCGUGGAUACAAGGGUUCUGGGCAUGCUUAUGGUGUUUGGGGUGUUCGGUCAGCGGAUGGACAUGAUUGGCCUAAAUUCAGGUCAAAUGCAUCUACAGUAAAUGAGCACACCAACUUUUCGGUAGAAUAUGACUAUGAAAGAGCUAACGCAGAACUUGCAGCUGAGUUGGAAAAAAUAACAAUCAGCACUAAAACAGGUACUUCAGUCGACAACGCGGAGAAUGAUAGAAGCAGCACAACUGAGGAUGAAAACACGUGCUAUGAUAAGUCCAAGUCGUUUUUCGAUACUAUUAGUUCCGAGAUGAUGGACCGCGCAAAUGGGUAACUAAUAAUUUCAUUUGAAAUUCUGAGUGUGUGAAGUAUAGCCUUGCUUCUUUUUAUUUUAAAAAUAUGCCUUUAAAACAACGUGUUUUGUCAAUUUCUUGUGUUAGGAAGUAUCUCGAUACCUGCCGUAAACUACACAAGCACCGAUUCGAUAAUUGGAUUUAGUUUGUAUUUACAACCGAUCUAAGUAUUUUAUAGUUUCUUUACUCUUUGAGUUUAGUUUCUCGAGAAUAGGGAAAAUAGCUGUGUAGUAAACUGUCAUACUUUCAACGCACUAUAUAUAUAUAUAUUACGGCCGUUGGCAUACUGUUGGGUUUUGAACAACACCAGCGUUGAUACUAUUCUAAACUUGGGUACAUUCCAGUAAUCUCUUCGACUUGGUUUCUCACAAUACCUUUUAAAUGAGCGUAUCAUGUUGCCUUAUCGAUAAAAUCAAGAGGCAAUGACCAUUGAUGUCGAGAUAUCUGAUUUUCAACUUUAGGGUUAGCGACUAAAACUUUGCUCUAGUUUAGUUUGCAUAAUUGGAUAAUGUAUUUUAUGGAUACGUGAAGUUGAGUGCAUAAAUAUCUACUUUGUUGUCGAGUUACAUAAGAAUGUUUUACAGCUCUGGAAACUACAACUAAAUUCAGGUACAUGCUGAACAUUGUUAGCGUAAGUAUUUUGAUUAUAAGCUGUUAACUGUAAACAAAGCAAAUCUCACUUCUCAGAAUUAAGUUACUAGUAACAUUUCAAACUGAUAUAAGCUUCCAAAUAUUUACAGCUAAUUUUGUGGGACUAAUUUUCGUGGCAGUCAGAAGGCGUUGAGAUCAUACGUGACUUUUUAUCCCAAAAGUCUUAUUCAGUUCAUUAAGUAAUAUUAGUAAUCUAUUACAUCUAGUAUUGGAAUCCACUGUGUAGCUCUCAUGGGAAUCGUGUCAUGUACUGUGAAUAGAAUAUGCUAAUAGUUAAAAUGUAUGUGAAUAUUGUUGUUCUUAUUCAGUCAAGUUUGGAGCUUUUAGGUUUGGUUCACUUAACACCCGAAACGUAACCAUUUUUCCUUCCGAACACUGCUGAUUGUAUUCGUUCAUUCAUAAUAUAAGUUUUUUAUAAGCUAGGUUUUCUAGUUUACUCAGUAGAUAUCGCAACCAUAACAUUUACUACGUUUACCCUAACGAUUGGCUUGAUUGGAUAUGAUUGACCUAAAAGGUAUGAUAGCUGUGUCUAUAGUGGAGUAUUCUAAAUUUGUUAGGUUGUUAUACCUUAUUUUCAAUUUUUAUACUUCUGUUUAUCACUCGAGCGUUUUUGUCUUGUUUACAUGUUUAAUGUUAAGCUUAUCAUAGUCACAAAAUCAUAUACCAGUUAUGAUAAACUAGAUGGUUUCCGUUUGCUAGUACCUAUUAGUCUAUUAUUCGGUAUUUCUAAUUGAUUUUUGCCUACUGCUUACUAAUUUAACGAAGUUGUGCUUUAUUCAGCCUAAAUCCCCAAGGAAUGAACAGACGGUACGAAAGACUCCUCAAUUCAGCAACUUUUGGUACUGUUCCACAGCAAUAUCCCAGAAGGAUAGGAUAUCACAAUCAACGUUCUUUUGGAUAUGGCCAAAAAAGAGGGGGUAAUUCAUCUAGUGGAAACUUCUGGCGAUCUAGUGGUACUGGAACUAAUAAGUCCCUAUUCUCCAAUUCAUCAGACGCACCUCCUCCAACAUCUGGACGAGCUGGUUGAUAUGGCUCUUGUACAUUUUACUGCAAAUAAUCACUUCAAUACGAAACUCCUUGAUACAAAAUGAUCGACCGGUAUUCAAACUUAUCUCGGUCUUCGCAGAUGACUUACUAACUCAUGUUUCUAUGAGACUAAUUUAAUUAUUUUUGAUUGACAAAAUGCAUACUGUAAAACUAGUUAGUGCUACUGUUGGUAUAAUACUGUUCGGAAUAGAACUGUAUUGUGUUUAAACACGGUUGCAUUUAUUGUUUGUUGUAAUUGCUUUUCGGUCUGACUGUUGGUUUAGUUCGAACAGUUUACAUUUUUUGAAAUAUAAUCAUGUAAAUACCUGUUUUGCAA
This is a messenger RNA of Schistosoma margrebowiei, 3239 nucleotides long. NCBI's taxonomy places the organism in Eukaryota, Metazoa, Platyhelminthes, Trematoda, Strigeidida, Schistosomatidae. The record is from the annotation of a GenBank genome assembly.